Messenger RNA from Glycine soja, 1118 nucleotides. RefSeq lists its product as uncharacterized. Gene Ontology annotation, molecular function: acyltransferase activity, transferring groups other than amino-acyl groups. The record is from RefSeq and is a predicted model, not a curated record. The transcript is spliced from 9 exons. Bases 74 to 913 code for a protein of 279 amino acids. NCBI's taxonomy places the organism in Eukaryota, Viridiplantae, Streptophyta, Magnoliopsida, Fabales, Fabaceae.
GUAGUUUCAAGUUUCAACACGUGCUUUUUGCUUCUUGUGUCAAACUCUCCCUCCCUCUUGGUCAAGAAUCAUCAUGAUGCGUUCCAUUUCUUCCACAAUUCACGCACCACAAUUCCAGAGUUCGUUCUUCCGCAUUUCUUCUCUGGCCAUGACCAUCGAUACUGAUUUCUUGACCAAGAAGAAGAAGCAAGUUUCGGUGCAACUUCCGAGUUUGACAUCACCUGUCUCCACUGUGAGGUUCUGCGAUCUCAAUUUUGGCCGCUUGCAACCUUCGGAUGACGAAUUGGAUCCUCACAAUAGAUUUGAGUUUGGCAAUUUCGUUGCACGACAAGCCCUGCUUCACGAAGAGUAUUGGACAGCAGCGUGGCUAAGGGCAGAAGAGUGGGCAAGUCGAACACAUAAACUAUAUGUUGUUAAUCACAAGAGGAAUUUUGCUGAUCAGGAAUUUGAUGCGAUAAAAAAGCGGUGCAAGGAGCAACAAGACGGUCAGAGUAGCACAUGCAUCAUCACGGUGAGGAAGCAGGACAAGAAUGUAAAACGUUCAAUAAUAAGCAGUGUUGUAGGAACCCUUGAUUUGAAUAUCCGAUAUUUGCGGCUAGGGGAGACCUUUCCUGGGGAACCGGUGGAUGCUCCUCGUUUUUGUAAAAUCGAACGAACACCAUCAAGCAGAUAUGGUUAUAUUGCAAACUUGUGUGUUGCCAAAUCAGUUCGUCGCAAGGGUAUUGCCAGCAACAUGUUGUAUUUUGCUGUGGAGUCUGCAAAAUCUAGUGGUGUGGCACAUGUGUAUGUGCAUGUGGACAGAAACAAUAAACCUGCCCAAAUAUUGUACCAAAACUUGGGGUUUGAGGUAGUUAACAUGGCAAGCCCCCUGUUGUUGAAAAGUCAAACAUACUUGCUUUGCUUACAGAUGUAGUGCACAAAAGGUAUUGUGCUUCGAUAGAAUAGCUGAACAGUCCUGAAUUCCAAAUUCCUUUACUACUAGAGAUUUUCACAAUUUUAUAUUUUGUUACACACUUGCAUGCUUUCAUCACAGUUUCAACAAUUGAUUCUUCAAUCAACAAUCAUAAAUCUGUACUUUACCGUGUGACAUACAUCUGUUUAGAAGAUUCAACAAAAUA